Xenia sp. Carnegie-2017 is the source of this 4081-nucleotide messenger RNA. RefSeq names its product N-acetylglucosamine-1-phosphotransferase subunits alpha/beta-like. The coding region runs from base 285 to 3896 and encodes 1203 amino acids. Gene Ontology annotation, biological process: carbohydrate phosphorylation; N-glycan processing to lysosome. The transcript has 2 exons. Gene Ontology annotation, cellular component: Golgi apparatus. Lineage: Eukaryota; Metazoa; Cnidaria; Anthozoa; Malacalcyonacea; Xeniidae. Gene Ontology annotation, molecular function: UDP-N-acetylglucosamine-lysosomal-enzyme N-acetylglucosaminephosphotransferase activity; calcium ion binding. The record is from RefSeq and is a predicted model, not a curated record.
UAAUGUAUAUCAAUUUGUAUUAAAAAAACUGAUAAAUAUUGUCUCGUAAAGUAUUAUGAUACGAAUGCCGUCAUAUGUAAAAUAAUAGAAGCAACAAGUUUCAAAAACCGAAACAUUGUUUGCCAGGAAUUUUUUUGACUUGUCUGUUCCUGAAUAGUCGAGUCACAUGCCUCAAACGUGCCUAAAUCGCUUUCUAAACUUGAACGCAGCAUCUCUUAAUCCAAAUGUUAUGUCACUUUAUGUAUAUUUGUUUUGUUUUCCGUUGAAAAUAUUAUGGAUAUGAGAUGGCCUGGCACCGGGUUCAGCGAAUGGGAUGCGAUAACUUUUGUAAACUUUUACAAAGACGAAUGUAUACGUUGAUCUCAUCGAAACACGGGUUUCUCUUAUGCUUUGGUACGCUGUUGCUCGUCUUUAUUUCUGCCUUGCAGUUUGGAGAAGCAGCUUUUGAAUGGAGUGUGAUACGAUAUAAGAAUAUUUUAUUCCCCUAUGCAGACAAUAUUUUGCAUAAAUCAUUUCAAGGUAGAUUGUGUCUUCCAAUGCCAAUUGACAUUGUGUAUACCUGGGUUAAUGGAACAGAUCCAUUGUUACUGAAUCAACUCAAUCGACUAAAGACAGAAUUGGAGCAUAGGUUUAAUGAUAGCGUACCAUCAGCUGAAAAUACUAUGGACAAAAUGAAAUCAACCCAUGGUAAUGGUGGUGUUAAAGAUAAUCCAGAAAUAUGCCCUUAUAAGGACUGCAUUGCACUUAAUACUUUGGUAUUACAAGUCCAUUCCCUCAUCAAGGUUUCUGAGUUGAAAAAAGUUGAUGAAAUAUUUGAAAAGGCAUUGAACAUUUAUAAUAUUAGCCUAAAAUCAAACCGUAAAGCAGAUUCAAAACAAACCAGACUAAUUGUUGUAAAAUUCUCUAAUAAGGAGACUCUAAAUCGUGCAGUGGAUCGGUCAUUCAAGAUAAAAAGUGAAAAUGUUGUAUCCCAGCAAGCAUAUUUCACUAGUCAAGCCACAGAGUUAGGUGUACGUAUGCGUGCCAUGGCAAUGGUCAUUGCUAUAAACAGACCUAGUGACAAUGGUAUUUUGUUAAAACAAUUUCUACAUGAACAUUUUUCAAAUAAAUUGAUCACAUUGGAGUUCUAUGAGAAGGAGAAUGUGGGUGUGUUGACCUUCAGAGAUGAUCAGAGUUAUGAAGAAGCUUUGAAAAUUAAGAGAGGUGAUCUAAGAUUUCAAGGGUAUGCCCUUGUUUUUGAACCAGUUAUCAUGGUGUGGGAACCAUUUUCAUUUGCAGAUGCAAAGCAAGAAGAUAACCAUUUCUCUGCUAGUAGGUUUGCAGACAACCAGGAGCUGAGAUAUUCAUUAAGAUCUGUUGAAAAAUUUGCUCCUUGGGUGCGACAGAUAUUUAUUGUUACAAAUGGUCAGAUUCCUAGCUGGCUAAAUUUAAACAACCCUAGAAUCAAAAUUGUAACUCAUCGUGAGAUAUUCUCCAAUCAGAGUCAUUUACCAACAUUCAGCUCACCUGCAAUUGAAUCACAUCUUCACAAAAUUCCAGGUUUAUCGAAAAAAUUUAUAUACCUUAAUGAUGAUGUUAUGUUUGGUGCCGAAGUAUGGCCUGAUGAUUUUUACACACAUUCCAAAGGACAAAAGAUUUUUCUCUCAUGGCCAGUGCCUAAUUGUAAUGAAGGUUGUCCAGCAACAUGGAUCAAUGACAAAUACUGUGACAAAGCAUGCAAUGUAUCCGAGUGUGAUUGGGAUGGGGGAGAUUGUCUUAAGGCCAAUGCACAGCCGCCAAGUACUCAAUGGCGAAAUGUUUGGGCUAAUGUGAAAAGAGCCAGACCUCGUGAAUUCUGCAGUCCUGGCUGUGCAGACUCCUGGAUUGGUGAUCGUUAUUGUGAUGGUGCUUGCAACAAUCCAAGUUGUGGGUUUGAUGGUGGUGACUGUGGUACCUCUCAAUUUUCCGCAUUACAUGGAAUAACAUUACGUGAAGAUGAUGAUGAAUUUCAUCUACCCAAUGGACUAAGAGCCAUGUAUUUCAAUCUGUCUGAGGUUUAUGGUGAAGGAAAGAUAAUUGAGGGAGAACAAGAUGGGUCAUAUAUUGUACGUUCAAUUACAAUUGCACAGAAAUUCAUGUCCAUGAUUGUCACAUUUCAUCUCAACGAAUCCCUGACAUCUGUAGGAAUCCGCUUGGCUGGAUAUAAGACGAUGAACAGUUCGGCGGUGACUGAACUAAAGUUUAAUUUUACAGUUAAUACAAUGUUCGAUGAAGAACUAGAAAUGAUGGAAAAUGUUAAACAUGUCGAUACUGUGAAAACUGAAGAUGUGCCGCUAAAAUCAGCAUGGAAAAUUCCUACAAGAAUUUAUCCAAUAAGAAUUCAUACUAAUGAUAGUGAUCAUUUUAAUUAUUGGAAUGACCCCCACACAAGGUUUUCUCCACCGACAUGGCCUACUUUGAAUUCUUUAGAGUAUUUCGUUCCCGAUAUUCCUGACGGUUGCAAACUUCCUGCGAAUGUUAUGAAGGAUUUGGAAGAUCUCGAAGAAGAGUUGAAGAUCGGUGACAUAACGAAAAAGGGUUAUAACCGAAGAAAAGCACGAUUGAUAAAAGAGAAUUUACGAUUAAGUUGCGACCAAACAGCUCCAACUACCGUCCAAAGUCAAAUGAAAAUGAGAUCUUAUAUGAAAGCAAUGACAAAACCGCUGAGUGAAGAAAGCAAAGAAAGAACGACUCCUACUUUGCUGGACACUACGAAAUUCUCCUCCCAAAGACGUCUUCUCAACCAGUUUGACGAAACAAGAAUCGAGAAUAAAGGUUUUCUUCCGUGGGAGAAACAACAGACUUUCAAACAACUACAAGAUAGGCAAAUGGUCCAGGAAAGAUAUAGAACGACAAUAUUUCAUGGUAGAAGUUUAUUGGAUGCCUUCUCGAGCUCACUGCUUCAUGUAAAUCGUAUCUAUAACAGAGCGUUUGGUUACAAAGCAAGAAAAGUACCGUCGCACAUGCCUCAUAUGAUUGAUGUGAACAUCAUGACAGAAUUACAGGCGUUUUUUCCAAAGGAAUUUGAUAAAACAUCUUCGCAUAAACUACGAAGUCCUCGUGACAUGCAGUUCGCGUUAUCUUACUUUUAUUACGUCAUUGAUCAGACUCAAGGAUUCAAUGUUUCAAGGAUGUUUCGUGAAGUUGACGUAGAUCAAUCUGGUACAUUAUCCGACCGCGAAUUACGAACACUUAUGACCAAGUUAAACGACGUACCUUUGAAUGCAGAUAAAGUUGAAGCUUUUCUUAGGCAACUGCGGAACUGUUCUGGAAAUGACGAGUAUACUACGGUUGAAACCGAAUUUCAUUCGGAGCGCCAAUAUGGUUACAAAGUUCCUAGGAUUACGGAAAGGUUUCUAAUGGAUUGCAACAUCAUCUUCAAACAACUAAACAACACAAAUGAAAAAGAAAAUAAAUUUAAACAUGAGAUCGUAGGUGAUAACGAUAUUGCUUUUAAAAUGAUCAAAAAUAACAUUACUCAUGUUUCUUUACAACUGGACGGCAUUCGUAGACGUCCACUAAAGUUUAUAUGUCUCAACGAUAACAUCGAUCAUGAUCAUGUUAACGCUUCUCUUAUUAAAGAAAUGCUCGUCGAUUUUUAUGAAACAAUGUUUCCUGUGCCCUCGCAGUUUGAGUUGCCGGACAGUGUGAUGAACGAAUUCCUCCAUGUGGACGAUUUAAAUUCGUGGAAAAACGAGAGAGCAAAGCUGAGUUUCUUAUCUGAUCGUAUCUUGGUAUUGUUGCUACUGGUUGUCAUGUUAUACAUCUGUUGGUCUCCUGUGUUGUACAUGUUACGACGAAUAGAGAUUUUUAUAAAGAGACGUUUUCGUACUGCUAGAGCCACAAAUACAAAAUCGACAAGAUUAUUAACCGUUUAAAUUGAAGGACAAUGAACAUACAUAGGCUGUAGAAUAAUGAAAAUAUUUAAAUUUACAAUGAAAACAGGUUAUUCAAAAUUUUUUCUUCAAGUAUUUUGUUAACUCAUAAAUUAAAAACUACGUUUGUCUCUCUAUUUUAAGUACAUGAACUAUUUAAUAGUAAAAUAAUUUUUUUCAAUCAAAAA